AUGUUCUGUGGCUACCUUGGCACAGCUGAGAUGGCUUUGGAAGAAGGUCAAGAAGCAAGUGAUAAACAGGAGGAGGAGCAACAGAAUUGCUUUCCUCCUAUUCUCUGGCCAGUUCCUCCUUCCAAUCCAGUUACCUCUGAAUGUAAAGAGGAUUUCCUACAAGUGGGAAGAGUGGUGGUGGAAGUUAACAGUGAAUUUCGAAUCCAGGUAAGAGAUUACAACACUAAAAAUGGCACCAUCAAAUGGCAUUCAAUAAGAAGGCAAAAACGUGAAUGGAUCAAGUUUGCUGCAGCCUGUCGAGAAGGCGAAGACAACUCAAAGAGAAACCCAAUUGCCAAAAUUCAUUCAGAUUGUGCUGCAAACCAACAAGUUACCUACCGCAUCUCCGGAGUAGGAAUUGAUCAACCACCUUAUGGAAUCUUCAUUAUUAAUCAGAAAACUGGUGAAAUUAAUAUAACAUCCAUAGUUGAUCGAGAAGUCACUCCUUUUUUCAUUAUCUACUGCCGGGCUCUGAAUUCACAGGGCCAAGAUUUAGAGAGGCCUCUUGAGCUGAGAGUCAGGGUUUUGGAUAUAAAUGACAACCCUCCAGUAUUUUCCAUGUCUACAUUUAUAGGACAAGUAGAAGAAAAUUCUAAUGCAAACACACUGGUGAUGAGACUCAAUGCUACUGAUGCAGAUGAACCUAACAAUUUGAAUUCAAAGAUAGCCUUCAAGAUCAUAAGACAGGAACCUUCUGAUUCACCAAUGUUCAUCAUCAACAGAUAUACCGGAGAAAUUCGAACAAUGAAUAAUUUUAUAGACAGAGAGCAAUAUAGUCAGUAUUCUCUUGCUGUAAGAGGCUCAGACCGAGAUGGUGGGGCAGACGGCAUGUCAGCAGAGUGUGAAUGCAACAUUAAAAUCCUUGAUGUCAAUGAUAACAUCCCAUACAUGGAGCAGUCUUCAUAUGCCAUAAGCAUUGAGGAGAACGCUCUCCAUUCAGAGUUGCUCCAGAUUAGAGUCAUUGAUUUGGAUGAAGAGUUCUCAGCAAACUGGAUGGCGGUCAUCUUCUUUAUCUCUGGAAAUGAAGGAGGUUGGUUCGACAUAGAAAUGAAUGAAAGAACAAACGUAGGCAUUCUAAAGGUUGUUAAGCCCCUAGAUUAUGAAGCUAUGAAGAACCUACAACUCAGUAUUGGUGUUAGAAAUAAGGCCGAAUUUCAUCAGUCAAUUAUGUCUCAAUAUAAACUCACAGCGACUGCAGUCUCUGUGACUGUGGUCAAUGUGGUUGAAGGCUCAGUGUUCCGCCCAGGUUCGAAGACGUUUGUGGUAACCAGUAACAUGGGAGCAAACUACAAAGUGGGAGACUUCAUAGCUACUGACCUGGACACAGGCCUAGCUUCAACAACUGUUAGAUAUGUGAUGGGAAAUAAUCCAGCUGGCCUGAUAACUGUUGACUCAAGAACAGGCAUAAUCACUUUGAGAGAUAGAGUUACCAUGGAGCAAUAUAAAAUUCUUGGGGGAAAAUACCAAGGAACAAUUCUAUCUAUAGAUGAUUCUCUCCAAAGAACUUGCACUGGUACAGUUAUUAUUGACCUUGAUGGUUCUGGCUGGACAACAACAACCGGGGGUGAUACUAGCAGUACAAGUACUGACAUUGGUACCAACACCCAAGGAAGAGGUGAUACCACUACCGACACAGGAGAAAUUACUUCCACCAAUGGCCCUUAUGUCAAUACAGGAGAUUAUACCAAUGGCGGUGAUGGUGCUGAGAAGCAAGCUCUCCCAGAUAAUGUCCAUUUUGGUCCCGCUGGCAUUGGAUUACUCAUCAUGGGAUUCUUAGUGCUAGGGUUGGUCCCAUUCUUGUUGAUCUGCUGUGAUUGUGGAGGUGCCCCUGGUGGUGGAGCCGGCUUUGAGCCUGUUCCCGAAUGUUCUGAUGGAGCAAUUCAUUCAUGGGCAGUAGAAGGACCCCAGCCUGAACCCCAUGAUAUAGCCACGAUCUGUGUGCCUCAAAUACCACCUGGUAAUGGGAAUAUAAUAGAAUGCAUUGACAACUCAGGAGUUUACACAAAUGAGUAUUGCAGAGAAAUGCAAGAUCUUGGAGGAGGAGAGAGAACAACAGGAUUUGAACUAAUGGAUGGAGUUAAAACACCAGCUGCACCUGAGAUAUGUCAAGAAUAUUCUGGAACAUUAAGAAGAAAUUCUAUGAGGGAAUGUAGAGAUGGAGGUCUGAAUAUGAAUUUCAUGGAAAGUUACUUUUGUCAGAAAGCGUAUGCUUAUGCAGAUGAAGACGAAGCACGCCCAUCCAAUGACUGUUUGCUCAUCUAUGACAUUGAAGGCGUAGGUUCCCCCGCUGGCUCUGUGGGUUGUUGUAGCUUCAUUGGAGAAGACUUGGAUGAGAGCUUCUUGGAUACUCUGGGUCCCAAAUUUAAGAAGUUGGCUGAUAUCAGCCUGGGAAAAGAAAUUGAAUCAUAUCCAGACCCUGAUCUUUCCUGGCCACCACAGACCACUGAACCCAUUUUCCCUCAGCAAACAGAGCCCAAUCUCCCACCAAUCUCCCCGCAUUUUGGCACUACCACAGUAAUUUCUGAGAGCACCUAUCCCUCAGGCCCUGGUGUACAGCAUCCUACGCCUAUUCCUGACCCUCUGGGCUAUGGUAACGUCACUGUGACUGAGUCUUACACCACCUCUGGCACUCUGAAGCCCUCUGUCCACCUUCAUGACAAUCGACAUGCAUCAAAUGUGGUAGUGACAGAGAGGGUGGUGGGCCCCAUCUCUGGUGCUGAUUUACAUGGAAUGUUAGAGAUGCCUGACUUGAGAGAUGGGUCAAAUGUGAUAGUGACAGAAAGAGUAAUAGCACCAGGUUCAAGUCUACCCACCUCUCUGACUAUUCCCACUCCUAGAGAGUCUUCAAAUGUGAUGGUGACGGAAAGAGUAAUCCAACCAACUUCCGGUAUGAUGGGCAGUCUGAGUAUGCACCCUGAGUUACCCAAUGCCCACAAUGUGAUUGUCACAGAGAGGGUUGUUUCUGGCACUGGCAUAAGUGGGAUUAGUGGCACAGGUGGGAUAAGUGGAGGUGGAGGCAUAGGCAGCACUGGCUUGGCUAGUACCAGCAUGGGUGCCAGUGGUGGAGGCCUGAGUGGAGUUGGAAUAAGUGGGGGUGGUGUUGGGCUGAGCAGCCUCAGUGGAGGCGGGGGCCUGAGUAGCAGGAUGGGGGGGACAGCCACCAUUGGCCACAUGAGGAGUUCCUCUGAUCAUCACUUUAGCCAGACCAUUGGAUCUGCCUCCCCUAGCAUGGCUCGUAGUCGAAUCACAAAGUACAGCACAGUACAAUAUACCAAAUAG
This is a messenger RNA of Castor canadensis (American beaver), 3318 nucleotides long. NCBI's taxonomy places the organism in Eukaryota, Metazoa, Chordata, Mammalia, Rodentia, Castoridae. The record is from RefSeq and is a predicted model, not a curated record.